UAUUUGUAAACGAUUACUUAGAAAAUUUUAUAUGCUCCUACUUGUAAUUGAUAUCGAAACAAUGCAGUCAUCUCAACUUUGUCUUUUUGUUAAUUUAAUAAUUGUAUUAUCUUGAAUGACGGCCGGUGAGUCAGUUCAUUAUGGACUUUAUUUCUUUGAUUCUUUGUAUACUUCAAUUUAAUUGUGUUCCCGCUUUAGCUUGAAUAAAACGUGGUACUCUCUCCGUUUGUGAAUAUUUAAAACUAUUAAACUAACAUGAAACCUAAAUCAAUAUUAACGCGAUUCCAUAAUUGUUAUAUACUACGUGAUAAUAAAAUAAUCAAGGAAGAUUUAUGGAUCCGUGACGGAAAAAUCGAAAAUCCUGAGCGAAUAUUUUACGUAGAGAGCCUUGAAGCAGACUUAACUGUAAAUUGCGAGGACUUACUCAUUACACCUGGGUUCAUUGACAUUCAAAUAAAUGGUGGCUGGGGAGUUGACUUCUCAUAUGACUCGGAAAAUGUUCAAGAAGGAUUAGACAAAGUUGCAAAAGAAUUAUUAGCACAUGGAGUUACCUCCUUCUGUCCCACCAUGGUUACAUCUGAAACAGAAAAAUAUCACAAAAUCUUGCCUCAAAUAAAAAAAACACAAGGUGGGAGGCAUGGUGCUACUAUUCUUGGUGUUCACUUAGAGGGCCCAUUUAUAAGUCCGGCUAAAAAAGGUGCUCACUUAGAUGAAUAUAUUAGGAUUCCUGAGAAGGGACUAGAAACUAUAAAACAAGUAUACGGUCCUCUGGAUGACGUUGUGAUUAUCACCCUAGCCCCUGAACUACCAGGAGCAACGCAAGCUAUAAAGGAUCUGACGAAGUUAGGUAUAAAAGUAGCUGUUGGUCAUUCAACUGCAGGGUUAGCACAAGGAGAGGAAGCAGUGAGGAAUGGCGCCAACCUCAUCACACAUUUAUUCAAUGCCAUGUUACCAUUCCAUCAUCGUGAUCCUGGUUUAGUAGGACUAUUGGCAUCUACAACAGACAAACAAAUAUAUUACGGAAUUAUAUCCGACGGUAUACACACACAUCCCUCCGCUCUCCGGAUAGCUUGCAGGGCUAAUCCUGAAGGACUGGUUUUGGUAAGCGAUGCCGUAGCAGCUCAGGGACUAGCAGACGGUAAUUACCGAAUAGGACCGCAAGCAGUAACAGUUGAGGGUGGCCAUGCCUACCUUACAGGAACUAAAGUCCUAUGCGGCAGUACCACUGCGUUGGAUACGUGUGUACUCACUUUCAAAGAAUCUAUAGAAUGCUCAUUGGAGUACGCUCUGGAAGCGGCUUCGUUACAUCCAGCACGAGCACUUGGCGUCGACGAUAGGAAAGGAAAACUGGACUUUGGUUAUGAUGCAGACUUUAUCAUUGUACAACCUAAAACAUUAAAAGUCCUAUCUACAUGGAUAGCAGGUGAAUGCGUUUACACUAGUCAAAAUGACAUAACGCACAAUGCGUAGAUAGACAUAUCUAGAACAUUAAUCGUUCUAAAAAAUAUAUACAUAUCUUGUAUGUUUGUAGCUUAAUUU
This is a messenger RNA of Achroia grisella, 1539 nucleotides long. Its product is annotated as N-acetylglucosamine-6-phosphate deacetylase. The coding region runs from base 256 to 1470 and encodes 404 amino acids. Gene Ontology annotation, biological process: N-acetylglucosamine catabolic process. The record is from RefSeq and is a predicted model, not a curated record. NCBI's taxonomy places the organism in Eukaryota, Metazoa, Arthropoda, Insecta, Lepidoptera, Pyralidae. The transcript is spliced from 6 exons. Gene Ontology annotation, molecular function: N-acetylglucosamine-6-phosphate deacetylase activity.